Molecule: messenger RNA, 1441 nt
Organism: Micropterus dolomieu (smallmouth bass)
Lineage: Eukaryota; Metazoa; Chordata; Actinopteri; Centrarchiformes; Centrarchidae
Product: secreted phosphoprotein 24-like
Exons: 6
Coding region: 638-1222 (194 amino acids)
Biological process (GO): bone remodeling
Cellular component (GO): extracellular region
Source: RefSeq, a predicted model, not a curated record
UGGUCCACGAAGAUACACCAUCACAGGCCUCCCCUCUCCAUUUACAGGAAAGUGUUGUUUUCCAGUUGCACAGUCCAGACUCUGAAGGACCUUUAGAAAAAAUCUCCCUUCUGCUUUGACCUCGGUGCAAGACUUUAGUCCUUGCUGCAAUGUGAGUCACAAUGAGUUUGACAGGCACCUGUGAUGCAGGUUGUGUCGGACCUGAGGGAAGAACUUGGUGAGCUACUGAAGGACGUGACUGCGCAGCUUAAGCAGUGAUGAGAUCAGCAGCCUGAGAGUUUUUUUAAUAAAGGCCUAAAGAGCCUUUAGAAGCUGCUAAAUGAACUGAACUCAUCACAUUUUAACAUCUUCAUCAAAAUCAAACAAGUUUGAAAGUAUUUCAGACAGAGGCUGUGACUGAAAUCUGAUGUAAAUUCUUAUUACAGUGUUUGUUUAAUUCACCCUGGGAUCAAUAGUGCUGAGCAAAGGUUAACAGCUAUUGCAUGAAGGAAGCUGGACAGACAGCAGGGGAGGGAGUUUUGUUUUUAGGUGUUAUGGAGGGUAAGAGGCGGUGCAUAGGUGUGCUAGGACAAAAGCUGAAUGUAUUUAGAGGGAGGUAAAAGGAGGACUGAAACACUUUGGUUUGGUGCUAGUCAAGAUGAAGUCUUACGUGCUUCUCUUAGCUCUGCUGCAGUCUCUGGGAUGCUCAGGAAUCCCACUGCACAACACUGAGCUGGAGUCCAUGGCAGAAUGGGGUCUUGGAGCAGUUCUGGCAGAGGUCAACUCUGCAUAUGCCGUCAGCCAUCUUUACCGGGUGACUCAGGGCUUUGUCACAAGUGUUAUCCCCGCGGGCCUGAACACCGUUGACCUGCUGAUGAUAUUUUGUGUUAAAGAGACUGAGUGUGUAAAGACUUCCAGAAACGACCCCCAGACAUGCGCCUUCAGACCUGACUUCUUUGUGCAAUCCUUCUCCUGCUUCAGUCGGGUUCGAAUUUCAGCCACCUCAACCCAGGUUGUUUCUCUGAGAUGCGGCCACGACUGGAGCUCCAGCUCAGAGUCCAGUGAGGAGAUGUUCUCAAGAGAGAGACACCGGUUCAAUAUCCCGUUUGCAAAAAGAGUCCCGGCUCCUUCUUCACCUCCUCCGCCAGUCCUUCGCGGAAGCUCCAUCCGGAGGCAGACAGUGGAGGUCCGGCUCAGAGGGGACAAGUCCAGCUCAAGUUCAGCUCACUCUGGAGACAUUUAGGGGCUGAUAAAAAGAAUUUGCACAUUGUGGUUUUUGUCCCUUUUUACGAUAUUUAAUGAGUUAGAUUUAAAGAGCUGCUGGUAGAUCAGUGACCCACAUAAGGAAAACACAUUUAACCUAAUAAUUCAUGACUUUUUUCAGGGUUCAAUCCCCCAUCAUUUUAUUUAUUUGGCUAUAAUGGCUCCGGAAUGCUGCGCAAAAGCUGAUUUUUUUUUUUUU